UGUGUCGUUCUUACGAUUCUCCCCUUUUUUCGGUGGUGACCGCCGUACACUGAACUUUGGGGCGCAAUCGGAAAUCCCCCGGUCAACCCCGGUUUGUGCCGGAGCUCACUCAGCAACACCCAGACGACACGGGCAACAAAGAAACAACGUGCUCCGGUGUGCUGUGGGCUUCCGUUGCUGGAUUUCGUUGUGACUGCAGCCAAGCAGCUCUUGCGGACGUUUAGUAAAUUACGACGUUCGGUGCAGAACUGCAGCGUCAGAACCGUACCGACGACAACAGUACCCAGUGCUGUGUUGUGUAACGUGUCCAUAUUUGGGCAGCGGCACAUUGCGGACACCUGCGUCGUCGUUGCGUGUGUGGCUGGCUGCGUUUGUGCGUUUGGCCGAGACCAAAGCUUUUUUCGGGAUAACAGUUUAUCGAUGCGGUAUCGUGUCGGCGGGCGUCCUUGCCAGUGACAAAGUGAGCAUUGUCGGUGUUUCGCACAUUGUGUCCGGCUUGUGUUCGUGGUCGGCAGGCAUCUCACAGCAACACCUCCUCGGGCAGAAACAAAACCACCAGUUGUGGUGUGUGUAUCUGUGUGGAGCAGUCGACCGGUGUGUGUGCGAGUGUUUGUGAUUAGAGUGAGGCUGGCGAGAAUCUGUCCUGCAUACCGUAGCCGGACCGGUACAGCCGUGACAAGCUUACAGUGUACUUGGCUGCGGUUUAGCUUAGCUAUUUGUUUGUUGUUAUUUUCUUGUGAUUCAUCCAUUCUUUCAUGUUCGUGCUUGUGUGUACGGUGCCAGUGUGAGUGAUUUGAAAGCAAAGCCUAGAAAGCGGUCCUCGAGGUACGUUACAUGGCGUGCGACAGCGUGUGACAAAGAAGAGUUACGCCGAAGAAAAGGAAGAGUACGAACCAUCGAAGCUGUUGUCGGCCCGCAGAUUACAAAUACGACCGACAUCGCAAAUACUACGACCAUUCGAAAGAUCGAACUACGCCCUUGGUACGAGAUGAAGCCAAGAUCGCUGGCGGAGAACUAACGCCCCGGCCCAGGAAGGACCUACUCGCGCAUAUUUCAUCGCUCGACCGACAGACAUAGUGCCACACAGUCGUCAUUGCAGCGCCAACAGACAACACAGGGACUAGUGAAUUCAUUUCACCGUAAAGACAUCGUUCCCGGGAAGUGUGGUACCUUCUCCUUGUCAUUGAGUGCAGAACCGAAGACGGACGCUGUCGGUGCAGCUGGAGCGUUUUAUUUUUUUCGUUCGUUGUUGCUUCUGCAGCUCCGGUUUGUUUUGUGUGCAUUUUUUAUUUUCGUCCCGGGAGGGAAUAAGCAGACACCGGAGCUCUGUCUGCUAACUUGGUAGGGAACUUCUGCUGCACGGCACACACAAACACACACACAGACGGCACCGGGGAGACGGGUUAAAUGAAAAUGUCAGACUUUGAGCGAAUAAGGCUAGUGAUUUUGGGUGGAGCCGGUGUCGGCAAAAGCUGCAUCAUAAAGCGGUUCCUGUUCAAAACGUACUCCGACAAGUAUCGGCCAACGGUGGAAGAUCUGUACAACCGGGAGUACGAUCUCGGUUCGGUUACGCUCAAGGUUGACAUCCUUGAUACGUCCGGUGAGAUGCAGUUUCCGGCCAUGCGACGGCUCUCCAUUGCGACCGCCCAUGCGUUCCUGCUAGUGUAUGCGACCACGUCCGAGGGUAGUCUGGGGUGCAUCAAGCAGUGCUUCGAGGAAAUACGCGAGCAGCGGGCCGACUUCCAGGACAUCCCCAUGGUAAUCGUGGGCAACAAGUACGAUCUGACGUCUUCGCACCGUGAGGUACGGAUCGAGGACGUCUCCGAGUGGGUUUUCUGUGAGCUGCCAAAGCUAAAGGUGAAGGUGCUCGAAUGCUCGGCCAAGGAUGAUUACAAUAUAAUGGAAAUAUUUCGAACGUUUGUCACACUGUCCCGCAUACUGCCGGUGAACGGUAGCGCCGAGUCCGGUUCCGGCCUGAAGCGACGCUCGUCAGCCUACGUCAGUGCCAGCAGUAAAGCAAAAUCACGAAUCGGAAGUCCGUCCAUUGGAGGUUGUGAAAAGCCAAAGGAUUCAUCGUUCCUAGCGGCAUCCACGUCUGAGGGCACCAGCAGCGGAAGCGGCGUUCUGGCCGGCGUCAGCGGUUCGGACGUGAAGGCAAAACCUCGAUCAAGAUCGCUCAUCCGAAGAUCGUCCAGAAAGACGAAGCAACAGAUACAGAAUGCAUCGGGCGCCGAAGACUGCAACAUUCAAUGAAUUCGAGCGCGUUGGAAGGUGUUGCACCAUUUGCAUUCGAUGGCUGUCCCUCGACGAUGAUGUGGAGCGUUCGGUGUGCCGCAGCAGGAAGCUACAUUCUUGGCCAAGACCGGAAGUGGGACGUGUUUCUGAGAACACACACACACAAACACACCCUUACAGCAGACACUUGCAACAAAAUUGCACAUCGUUUUUUCUUGUUAUAUUGUUGUAGUAACGAUGGCGGAAGGCACUCUCGCCAGGGCACGCGUCCUGGUCCUGGUGCACACACACACACACAAACACUCCAUCCUUGCAAAGUCGUAGAAACGAAAGUCAAACCACUCGCUCGACGAGUCACUCAUUGCGAGAACGAUUGUGAUCCGACUAGUGGCACAAAUGGAAGAAACAUUGAGAAAAUUAUAUUAAUUGAAUUACUUGCGUCUUUGCGAGAUGCGGGCGAUCCUAGCAGUAGUAUCCGAAGACGUUCUAGAGUAGUGUUUUUGGACAAUUGUUGACAUAGGCUAGGGAAAGCCUCCGCGCACAUUAUUAUUGAUGAAUGCACCCGAAACAAGCGACCGACCGAGCGACCGAAUUUGGACCUUGCGGUUAAGCAUUGUCAUGUUUGAAAACCAACAAUCUGUGUAUGUGUGAGUGUCUGUGUCCGUUGUGGUUGUGUGACUGUACGAAACGAAAGCGGGCCCGUUUGGCCGUAGAGGAUUAAAAUUUAUGGGCACAAGCAAAAGCAAAACCAUCGUAUGAAAACCCGACCGAGUGGAACAAAAUGGAGACCAUAGAGAGAGCAAAACUAACCAGCCCAAAAUCGCCUUUUGCAAGUAUCGGCCGAGUAGAGUGGCGCGAUCCGGCCGAGUUCGAAAAAGUAAGCAAAACUUUCCAAAAGCGUCGAGGAUGUUUGUAAAAAGCAAUAAUUUUCCCGUAGUGUUUGACAAGCGUUCCCAGGGGCCGCGAAAGACCUUCUUAACCGUAAGACACUUCUAGCUGAUGCCGUUUAAAAUCGUUGCCACUACUGCUCACUGUAUGUACAAGGCUCAAGCGCUCACGUAAAGUGACAAUUUAGAUUGAAUAAAUGUGUAACGAGGUGAGGCUGAGGCAAAACCGGAACUGAACCGAUCCAGUAAUUUAGAGGUAAACAAAGACACAGCAAAACCAAAAAAUCACCUUCAGGACAACUUUUGAACCCGAUUUGAACGUACUACAUACCCCAUACUUACGAUAAAACUUUUGAAGAACUAAGCUACGCACACACAAAACUUAAACCAUGAUGAUCUCGACAAGUUUUAGCCAGUUAAGCCCUUAACCAUCCCUAUCGUUAUCCACAAAGCAUUAAGUGCAUGAUUUAACGCCUCUUUUCGGUUUAAAUACUAAACGGCAUCACCACACGCUUGUAUGACCAAUGACUUACCUGCUGCAAGCAGCUGUUCCCUAGUAUGCUAGAAUAAAGAUAGAUUGUAACGCUAGUCCAAACGAGCUGAGCUUAUCCAACAUUAUAGAGACAUCACCUCUGCUAGUAGUAAUCCCUCACCUAACAUGACCGCCAUAUUGAAGUGUAUCGCUGUGUACGAGAGAGAGAGAGAAAAAGCCAAUGACUAUUUAGUUUUGUUUUUAAAGUAUGCAUUUAAAAUAAACUGGACUAGCUUUGGGGGAAAUGGUUGUUAUCCUUUCCCGACUAGUCUUUGUGCAGUUAGCUGGGACGUUACUCAUCAUGACCAGUGGUUGGAUAUUGCCUUGGGAGGCCUUAAGGUCUUUGUGCGUUCAGGGUCUUUUGCGAGACUCUCCGUAGAAGCUUAGUGUGCUUACUGUUACCGAAAAUUGAGCUCUAGAUGCAGUUUCCUUACGUGGUUCCCUGGCAUUCAUGGAAAUACCAAAAAUUCGACUCUUGUUUAGGCGCCUUCAACGGUUCAAGGCCUUGACAGAAGCAAUGAUCAGUUGCUACUCUACUUUGGUAGAAGAAUAAUUGGAUAAGAUCCUCCAACAGCGGAUUGGUCCUCUAUCGGUCGGUCUGAUAUUCCGACAAUAUUCCGAACCGUUCCCCAGUAGUGAGGGCUUACUAUCCAGCUGCGUGAUAUUCAGAAGUCUAGUAAGUCAUACGAUGCCUGGCACGACCUAGCAGGACGUUAAGGCAAGAAAAAUUAUAUGCUUCGACAGAGAUUUGCCCAAAUUGAGGAAAAACCUUUCACAGCUGUUGAGGUCUGUUGGGAGGCCUUUAGAUAUUGGUCGCGCUCACCAUCGGAAAGAUGUUUUUAAUGAGCAUCACAAGAGGCUUUUUCUUAGUGAAGGUCACAUGUACGGCAGCUUCGACUGAUACAUGAACAUAUGAAUGACAAUGUCUAUCUUAACAACUCCCAAUUAAAGAUUCUAACAAAGAUCCACCGAGGGAAGGAGCCUCCGCUUUCAUAAUCAAUAUCCUUCUACACUGUUAUCCCUUUUUGACAUUUUCGAUGCAUCUUCAGAAGUGAAGAGAUGUUGUUAAAUUCGAAUCAGUUGUAAGAGGUCCCCAGAUCACCUCGCUAUUUUAAAGUAUGAACAAAUCAUUAAAUGAAGUUCCAAUAACGAUACAAACGACUAAGGACAGUUGGAUUGGUUUUCGUUCAGAGAAAGGAUCAUCGAAUGAAAUGUCGUGCAAAUCAGCCCACUAUUUUUUAAUGCAUACGUUAGUACAGUCCUUCAAGCCUGCAGCGACCAUCUCUACACACUUAAUGGCUCACAUUGCUGCUCAUCCCCAUAUAAACAUAGCAACAACAAAAAUAAUUUCUCUAUAGGAUUUAAACAAACAAAAAAAAGGCAAAUAUUAAAUACAUGAAAUAUUGUAAAGUUAGAUGAAAACAUAGAAAACCCCACAUCAAACAGCCCCACAGUUUGAUACAAAAUGAGAGACAGAGUGAGAAGCGGAACGCAACCUAAAGAUUCUAGACGUCCAAUGUCUAGAAAUGGCUGUCGAAAUGUUCCCAAGCUAGUGGAACCGAUGCGCAUGUGGACGGAGCGAUGAUUAGUGAAGAAAAUGUUACAAUUAGGCAAUAGUAAGGAGUCAUCCUGCAGUCUCGAUUGCAGGGGCCGCAGUUUUGUGUGGUUCUCGCAAACGGGUAACAGGUCCAGUGGUUGAUAGCGGGUUGAGGUUACACGUUUCAAAUCGUCCUUUCGAUGUAUCGCAUUAAAGAGCUAGAGAGACAGUGGGGGCGAAAGAGGUGAUUGACGAAAAGAUCAGUUGCAUUGUUAUGUAGCGGUUGUUUUAAGGAACCAAUUUCCAGAUUUUCGCGGCCAAUGGGGGCCAGUGGUGGCCCCAUCAAACUUGCACUAGACUUUGGAGGAUAAGGUCGCACUGUAUGGGCAUAACAUAUCGUCGUUACAUCAGUUGCUGUUCGUACGUUGGGACAAUAUUUACCCGUAGGACGUUUUUUCACACAAUACGAAGAGACUGUUGUUUUAGGUGGAAUUAGAUGAAAGUUACUGCAACACGGCACCACUUGCAUUCAAUGUGAUUUAACCGUAACCGUUCGUUGCACCGAUGAUGAUGGCCCUUGAUGAGAUGGUCCCUGGAGCAUCCCUGGUUCCCUGGUUUUCCCCGUGGCCCAAUGUGUUGGCUUCUGUUCUGAGUUGAGACACUCGGAACCAAUUCAUUCCAUCCUCCAGUUUUCCUUUCCGGAGUUCACAUCCCCACACAGACUAGGCUUAUGAAAUCUACAAUAUCUAGAGUUGCCAUGACUCGGCGUACCGGUAAAUGUCUGAAUGUUGUGUCAAAAACGUGUGUGUGUGAGUGUGUGGUGUAACUGUUCAUCUGAUCUGAUUUGCUACAUCUUCUUCUCGUUCGGGAGUAUCUCUUACUACACUUACAUCUAGCCACUAGCGCGGAUGGUACGGGCAUUGCAGAUCCGCACAUAGGAUAGGAUCGUUUUAUAGAUUAACUGAAGGCAAGUACCAACCAUUUAGAAACAGCCACUGGCGGCAGACGGCUUUCACCUUUCAAGAAGCAAUUAUUACAACCCUUACCACCCUAACUCUGCGACCGUGACCACAUUCGACUGGGAUUCGAUGAUCGUUCAAUUUGGAUCGAUUUGCAUUGGUGCCGCUCACAGUGAGCUACAACAUUGUGAACUGCGCUCUCGUCUAGAGUUACUUAAUAAAUAGCGCAAGGAACGAAAGGGAAUGAAUGGAUUGACGCGCGUACCAAUUUGAGAGUUAGCUUACGUUUAGGAAGAUGCAAAACAAACAAAACAUACACAAACUGUUACUUAUGAGAUAUCAAAAUAAGGUAAAGAAGGCAAACCAAUGUUUACAAAUACAACAAGUGAUGGCGUGAUGGCGAGACAGCAGACCGGGAGCGGCAGCCAACCACAAUUGCAUUUGUAAUUAGAUAAGAAGGUGACAUAUUUCUUACUAAUAAACUGUUUCGAUUAUCCUUUCCUUAUACAAA
This is a messenger RNA of Anopheles stephensi (Asian malaria mosquito), 6661 nucleotides long. RefSeq names its product GTP-binding protein Di-Ras1. The record is from RefSeq and is a predicted model, not a curated record. The transcript has 7 exons. The coding region runs from base 1408 to 2253 and encodes 281 amino acids. Lineage: Eukaryota; Metazoa; Arthropoda; Insecta; Diptera; Culicidae. Gene Ontology annotation, molecular function: GTP binding; GTPase activity.